AGAGAGGCGGAUUUGCCGACAUGCAGUGGGUGCGCUUUCUCUGACAGGAGGAAGAAGGCUUGUGACUGACUGACUGGCAGCUGGGAUUCGAGCGUUAAAAGCCGGUUGUUCUUUUGCUACCUCCUUGAGAAACCCUGGUAUCUAUGGCUGCUAAAGGGAUGAAUCUCUAUAACGUGUGCUGCCUGCUUCUUUGUGCUAUCACGGCGGUGCUUGCCGGGCGAGAUUUCUAUAAUAUUCUGGGGGUGAGCAGGAGUGCAACAAUCAAGGACAUCAAGAAGGCCUACAGAAAACUGGCAUUACAAUUGCAUCCCGACAGGAACCCAGACGACCCUCAAGCCCAGGACAAGUUCGCAGACUUGGGGGCAGCUUAUGAGGUCCUCUCCGAUGAGGUGAAAAGGAAACAGUAUGACGAGUAUGGAGAGGAUGGGCUCAAAGAGGGUCACCACAGCUCUCACAGUGAUAUCUUCUCCAGCUUCUUUGGUGACUUUGGGUUUAUGUUUGGUGGCAACCGACAGCAACAGGACAGGAACAUUCCCAGAGGAAAUGACAUAAUUCUGGACCUGGAGGUCACGCUGGAAGAAGUGUACUCUGGGAACUUUGUGGAGGUGGUACGUAACAAGCCUAUAGCUAAAGAAGCUCCUGGUAAAAGGAAGUGUAACUGCAGACAGGAGAUGAGGACGACACAGCUUGGACCCGGGCGCUUCCAGAUGACUCAGGAAACUGUGUGCGAUGAAUGUCCCAAUGUAAAGCUGGUGAAUGAAGAGAGGACCUUGGAGGUAGAGAUUGAGCAAGGAGUGAGAGACGAGAUGGAGUACCCUUUCAUUGGAGAAGGGGAACCUCACAUCGAUGGAGAACCCGGAGACCUCCGGUUCCGCAUCAAAGUGUUGAAACAUCCUGUGUUUGAGCGCAGAGGAGAUGAUCUGUACACUAAUGUCACCAUCUCUUUGGUGGAGGCACUGGUUGGCUUUGAGAUGGACAUAGUACAUUUGGAUGGACACAAGGUCCAUAUAGUGAGGGACAAGAUCACAAAGCCUGGUGCUAGAAUGUGGAAGAAAGGAGAGGGCCUGCCCAACUUUGACAACGUCAACAUCCGAGGCUCCCUCAUCAUCACCUUUGAUGUAGAAUUUCCUCAGACACAGCUCGAUGACCAGCAAAAAGAAGGUGUUCGAAGUCUUCUGAAACAGGGGUCUGUACAGAAGGUUUACAAUGGACUACAAGGAUACUAACACGCCAAGCAACACCGCCUGGACUGAUUCAUAUGCCACCUAAACACACAGACACACUUGUUCAAUCAGCAGGAGCGUGAUCUGUAAUCCUGGCCAGGGUGUAUUUAUUAUUUUCAGACUGUUCUCAGGAUGGCUUGAAUCCAAUUUAGUUUCUACUUUUAAUGUUCCUCAUCUUGUCAGCAGUAGCACAACAGCAGGUGUUUUUAUUUGAGGUAUCUAAAUAAUGGAAAGGAUUUCUCUACUCUGAACCUUUUUUUUUGUUUGCUUUCCCUGCAUUAUCUUGUAACAGUAAGUCUUUUUGUCCCUUUUUGUAAGUCAGCUUACUUCUUUCUAUCUGAAAACCCCGUCUGCUCGUGUGUCAACCACUGCACCAUUCUGGAGAACACACUCUGUUAUAGCCCACUAUAUCUGCUGAAGGAUGAGCUACUGACAAACUGGAUAUCUGAAGAAAACCUUCUGUGCAAGAGCAGAAGUUUCUCCAUUUUUUUUGUUUUUGUCUUUAAAUGAGUUUUAUGAAUGUAACAGCGUCACUCGUGGAGUGAUGAAACUGUUGUCGCUCUGGUCUGACUCCUGUUCAAUAAUACUUUGUAAAUAGGAAAGAAAGAAGCCCGUUUGUUGUGUUUUAGUUUUCCUAAGUUAUGUGGGCACUUUACUGUUUGACACGAACUGCAGCACCGCACACCUCCAUGUUCACUGUGACAGGAGUUGACCUCUUGUGUUAAAGAGUGAAGGAGGUUUGCUCUGACCUCAUUAUAGAAAACCGUUGUUUUACACACUUCUGACACUCUAUAAUUCAUAGCUACGACUCAAAGGGACUUCAGACCAUGAAGUAACAGCACCCCUGUUGGCUAUUAUGAGAUGGUUUUUAAAUGGCUUUUAGAAUUUACCUUGACUCUCAAAGCACGAUGCUGCCUCCCAGUAUCAUAAGUGUCGUGGCCUUAAAUGUAAACGAUUUGGCCGUUUUUACGUGUCCCAGGGGAUAUUGUACUUUUAACUGAUAAUAUAAAUAAAGAUUUCUACAAAUUCUA
This is a messenger RNA of Archocentrus centrarchus (flier cichlid), 2254 nucleotides long. It is a transcript of the gene dnajb11, whose product is annotated as DnaJ heat shock protein family (Hsp40) member B11. The record is from RefSeq and is a predicted model, not a curated record. Gene Ontology annotation, biological process: protein folding; protein maturation. Lineage: Eukaryota; Metazoa; Chordata; Actinopteri; Cichliformes; Cichlidae. Gene Ontology annotation, molecular function: misfolded protein binding. Gene Ontology annotation, cellular component: endoplasmic reticulum. The transcript has 10 exons. The coding region runs from base 144 to 1226 and encodes 360 amino acids.